AAAUUCUGAUAACAUGCUAACUAGGAUAGCAUUCUUGAUAUUGUUGGCGAUGCAGUACUGUGAAGAUUUUUCUUACAUUUUUGCGGGGUGUUCCAACCCGAGCCACAUAACUACAUAGAGCAUAGCCGGGAUGACUAGUGGGAAUGAAAACUGAUCUGUCCUUGACAAAAGCCAAACAUUAAUAACUAAACAAUAAGUAUUAAGAGUGAUAGAGGUGGUAGCCCAGUGGAGUAGUAACGUUUUAGUAGUAAUUUAGUAGUUGUGUCUUGUUAUGAAAAUUCAGAAGAACAACCCCAGCAAAAGCACGUUGAAUCAACGUCAAGUCAACGAUGAAUUUACGUCACCAGGAAACCGACGACUACGAUUCAACGUGUCGAGAAAAGAACAACUAUCUGGAAACGAUGACGAGAGCUAACUUCAAAUAUGUGAUCCAUUCGAGGAACGUCUCGCGACCACUGUUUUGCAACUUAUCCGUUAACAAAUGUUUACUGCCUGUAGUAUCUAUCCUCUGUCAUUUCCCCCCCCGACACGAGUUUUGUGAUGGGGACUGAUACAAAUCUGCAAGAGACUGCAAGAGUCUCUAACAUACCAACAACCGAAAAUGUUGACGAUGACAUUAAAGUUGACAUUGAAAAUGAACCAACGUCCAUAUUUGGUCGGGCCAAGUAUGCUCUGUUUGACCUACUGCUUCCACAAUUUAACAAACAGUCUUUAUUUAUCUUUGGAAGCGAAAAAGCCUUUAAGAAGGAAUGUGAUCGUCAAAGGCAAAUUGGUAAAUGGAUAAUACACCCCCUAAGUCCAGUAAGGCACAAUUACGUCAUGUUCAUGGUCGCUAUGACUUUCUUGAACCUUAUCUCAAUUCCAGUGGAAAUUGCCUAUUCUGACAAUGCGCAUGGUGUGGCUCGGACAAUUUGGAAAAUGUUCAAUGCGAUAUCAGACACAUUGUUUAUGGUGGAUGUUGUCCUGAACUUUAGAAUGGGUAUACUCACAGAUGGCAGUCAGGUUGCUAUCCUUGAUACGAAGGUUAUUGCCAUAGAUUAUUUGAAAACUUGGUUUGUUCCAGAUGCACUGGCUUCAUUUCCUGUUGACUUCGCCAUUGCCAUUGCAGACAACCUGUACAACAACGACACAACUUCAUUGCAAGGUGCCAAAAUUAUGCGGAUUCUUAUGUUUGCUAGAAUUCUUAGUCUGAUUCGUCUCCUACGUGUGUCCCGGCUAGUGAGAUUCUUCAGUGAGUUUGAACAGAUGACAAAUGCCAAUCUGGAGGGCCUCCGUAUGUUCUUCAGAAUCCUUAGUUUAUUCAUGAUGAUGUUUAUCCUGUGUCACUGGAAUGGUUGCAUUCAGUACUUUGUGCCUUUGCUGGGAGACUUCCCAUCAGAGUGCUGGGUUAGGAGAGAGAAUCUCAUGAAUGCCACGACAGGGGAGAAGUACACUUUUGGAAUCUUUCGAGCUCUUUCUCACAUGAUUGGGAUAUCGUAUGGCGCCGAAGGCCCUCCGACUGAUGAGGUGGAGCUGUGGAUUGUUAUGACCAGCAUGGUAUCUGGAGCACUGAUGUACACCGUCAUGGUUGCCAAUGCUGCAGCCAUGAUGACUAAUGUGGAUGCACCCUCCAAACUCUAUAAAAACAAGCUGAAUCAUCUGGAGGACUACAUGUGCUUCAGAAAACUACCCAAACCACUACGUGCACGCAUCAAUGACUACUAUCAAGCACGCUAUGGCGGGAAGUGGUUCGAUGAGAAGGAAAUUCUCAGUUUGCUCUCCAAAUCUUUGAAAGAGGAAAUUCUGAAUGUCUUGUGCGCCAGCAUGCUGGAGAGCACGCCAAUGUUCAAGGACCGUGACCCCAGCUUCAUCAACGCCAUCCUGCUUCACUUGCGCUAUGAGGUAUUCCUGGAGGGAGACGUCAUUGUGCGACAGUUUGCUCCGGGCGAUCGCAUGUUCUUCAUCGAGCACGGUCAGGUCCUUGUGGCCACGGACUCCUUCAGGAAAGAGCUGUGCGAUGGAGACUACUUUGGUGAGGUCUGCCUAUUGACCAAAGGAAAGCGUGUCGCCUCGGUGACUGCCCUGUCCACUUGCCACCUCUUCUCCCUGUCUGUGGACAAUUUCAACGUAGUCCUGACCUGUUUCCCGGAUGUCCGCAAGGCCAUCAUGUGCACUGCCUUAGAGAGACAGAAGGACCUUCUGGAUGCUAAGAUUGGUGCCCAGGGUGCCCAGACACAGAACCCCACCACCUCAGGGUUAAACGACUACACUGAGAGUCUGGAGGAGGCUAGCGACGCAGACUAUGAUUUUGAACUUGAUGACAUAUUGGAUGGGACCAAAUAAAUAAAUAGAAGUUGACCUUAAAACUAGUUAAUUAAAAAAAAUGAAUUAACUCAUUUUAAUUGAUUCUGUUCAUUUGUUCUUGUGAAAGUUUUUGAACUGAUGAACUUCUGAAUGUUUAAACUUUACAGAUUUGUUUGAGUUAAUAAAAUGUUGUUGGGAUUUUGACCUAAAAAGAACACUAAAGAUCAUGAAAUGUCACAGACUCAUUUUUUCCAGUGUGCAAUUAUUUACAGAGCCUCAGGCCAUCAUUAC
Clupea harengus (Atlantic herring) is the source of this 2574-nucleotide messenger RNA. Its product is annotated as potassium/sodium hyperpolarization-activated cyclic nucleotide-gated channel 1-like. The record is from RefSeq and is a predicted model, not a curated record. NCBI's taxonomy places the organism in Eukaryota, Metazoa, Chordata, Actinopteri, Clupeiformes, Clupeidae. Gene Ontology annotation, molecular function: voltage-gated potassium channel activity. Gene Ontology annotation, cellular component: membrane; dendrite; axon. Gene Ontology annotation, biological process: regulation of membrane depolarization; sodium ion transmembrane transport; potassium ion transmembrane transport.